AUGACAAUCGGGUUGCAUCAGUGGCGAGAGUGCUCCCCCUUCGCCGAACCAAAGGAAGUGACUCUUGAAAGAAGAUUCGUUCCUCAGGAGAUCUAUGGUGCAAACAUCGACGAGAAAAUUGUCCAAGUCCCCGUCCACAAAUGGGUGUUUCUCGCCUGCGAGAAUGCAUCAAGGUGUUGGUCCCACAAUCUACCAGCGCAUACGGAUUGCCUCGUCAUCGCGGUUAAUGGUGCCUGUCAACGCAAUGCUGCAGGCAAGGUAGAAACUCCAUUGGGGUGUAUGUUGGCAAGAAUAGCCCAUACAACGUCGGGCAUAAACAUAGACGUUGAGGAUGCUGGCCGGGCGGGCGGCCAUGUUGCCGAAUUGCAUGCUGCUCUCUAUGGUCUUCAGCAAGCUGCGGCUACUGCUUGGGAGCGGGAAAUGUCAGAAGAGAGAGACAGCGGCAGACCAUCAAUGAUCGCGAUCAAGUCGGAUUCUCCCUAUCUCAUUCUAGCAUGGGAGAAGAACGGGUAUCGCACGACCAAGGGGACUCCCGUUGUGCACACGGAACUGUGUGAAAAGCUGGAGGCCGCUUACUGGAGCCUGUGCGGUGCCCAUGAAAGUCGACGUGUCUACAUCUAUUUCUAG
Molecule: messenger RNA, 627 nt
Organism: Talaromyces stipitatus ATCC 10500
Lineage: Eukaryota; Fungi; Ascomycota; Eurotiomycetes; Eurotiales; Trichocomaceae
Exons: 2
Coding region: 1-627 (208 amino acids)
Molecular function (GO): nucleic acid binding
Source: RefSeq, a predicted model, not a curated record